GGACAGUCGUCAGGAUAGUCACAGUCAUAGUAGUAAGGAUUCUUGAUCCGCACGAUCCAACUGGAAAUACGUCACAUACACGAUAAAACGUGCAAUAUAAAUAUAAUCUAUGUAACAAACCUGCGUAUUUUUAUCGCGAUUAUUAAUCGAGUUUGCGUGCGCGUGUGUGCCGCGUGUGUAUUGUUGUUAGUAUUUUUAUUUUGUUCUGUUGUUUUGUUUUGUUUUGUUUUUCCCUUUAAAGAAGACUUAACAAAUGAUUAGUGCUUAAUACAUAUCAUGAGUUCGGUUUAAUCAAAAUUAACAAGUAUAAGUACAAGAUAAUUCAACUGUGUUGUGUAGCGUUUUGAAAUCAAGUUCAAAAACAUAAAGGGAAUGUCAUUGGUCGUUUCCGUCGAUUUUCUUUUAAAAUGAAAGGGCUACCGUUAAUUGUGAUCGAUUUGUUGAUAAUAUGGAAUGCUGUUUCGGGGACUCUUACCAAUGCUCAAGAAAAUGUUAACUACUAUAGUCAAUCACCAGGCAGCUACCGAUUCCAACAACUCCAUUAUUCUUCUCCAGUCAGGCGAUGGACCAAGCAAGGAUGGGAUAUCGGAGGAUCGAGAAGAGGGCUUCUCCUAAGGAGAGACACACAGGAUCAUCCACCUUCCUCUUAUUACACACAUGUUGUGAGAGAAUCGGAGGAUAGGGAUCCCCUGGCAACGUUCUCUGAGACUCUGGGUGCUUUGAAUACUGUCGGAAAUUAUAUCGUUAAUAUGACUCGGGGUGUAGAGUCAUCGGACAAUCCACCUAAGGAACUACCAUCAGCUUUGUACACAAUAUCGAAAAAUAUUCUUGGUAGAAAUGUCACCGACAGCAUUGCACCAUUAGUUCGUGGAGUUACAAUGCCCACAAGACUUGGAAGCUCCUCAACGACACACUUGGAACAAUCUAACGAAGAGCUUGUUAACAAAGACUCAUCUGCGAAUCCGUCUGAAUGUACAACCGCAGACGGUGCCGCUGGAAAAUGUCAGGAUUUGAGCAACUGUCCUCAACUACUUUUAGACCUUAAUAAACUCAGGCAAUCCCUGUGCUUCAAGAGUUUAUUUGUUCCCGGUGUCUGCUGUCCUCUAGGAAAUGGUGAAAAGCCAAGUACCGGCAGUACUAUCUAUCCCGCUACUGAGACUACCUCUCGACCACUGCGACCCUCUUAUCAACGACCUACCAGACCAUCGACUCCUAGGCCAAUCCCACUUCUUCCUGUAGCUCCUACAAAUACAGACGGAACCUCAGUUUCCACUACAUCCAGUAAUACUACUAGCCUGGAGAUCACAGAUACCAUUGACAAUAACUUGAUUCAAGAUGACGAUGAAUGUGGGGUAAGGAAUGCAGGAAAAUAUCGUGUCGUGGGUGGAGAAGAGGCGCUACCUGGUCGUUGGCCUUGGAUGGCGGCAAUAUUUUUGCAUGGGUCAAGGCGUACGGAAUUUUGGUGUGGAGGAUCUUUGGUUGGUCCACGACACAUUCUUACUGCAGCUCAUUGCACAAGGGAUCAACGUCAGCGACCGUUUGCGGCACGUCAAUUUACAGUUCGACUCGGUGACAUCGACCUCGAAAGGGACGACGAACCAUCCUCUCCUGAAACAUACGCGGUCAAAGAGAUUCGAGCACAUCCUAAAUUCUCCAGAGUUGGAUUCUACAACGACAUAGCCAUAUUAGAGCUCAACAAAGCGGUCAGAAAGACUCCUUACAUCACACCCCUAUGCCUGCCACCAGCACGGCUCCGAGGUGAACCGUUCGCAGGUGCCAGACCCACCGUAGUUGGCUGGGGCACCACUUAUUACGGUGGUAAGGAGAGUACGGUCCAACGUCAAGCUGUGCUACCAGUUUGGCGAAACGAAGAUUGCAACGCUGCCUACUUCCAACCGAUUACGAGCAAUUUUCUUUGUGCUGGAUAUAGUCAGGGUGGCAAGGAUGCAUGCCAAGGUGAUUCUGGUGGACCAUUAAUGCUACGAGCAGAAGGUCGCUGGAUGCAAGUUGGUAUUGUUUCUUUUGGAAAUAAAUGCGGAGAACCUGGAUAUCCAGGAGUUUAUACUCGCGUCACGGAGUAUAUCGAUUGGAUAAAAAACAAUAUUUAUUAGAUAUCAACGAAUCAAUCUCAUGUAAAUAAUAGGAUAAUUAGACAUUACUUCAUGUAGUAUUCAGAUAAAUACAGUUCGCUCCGAAAUUUU
Athalia rosae (coleseed sawfly) is the source of this 2201-nucleotide messenger RNA. Its product is annotated as proclotting enzyme. The coding region runs from base 408 to 2111 and encodes 567 amino acids. The record is from RefSeq and is a predicted model, not a curated record. Lineage: Eukaryota; Metazoa; Arthropoda; Insecta; Hymenoptera; Athaliidae. The transcript has 7 exons. Gene Ontology annotation, molecular function: serine-type endopeptidase activity. Gene Ontology annotation, biological process: proteolysis.